Umbelopsis ramanniana AG is the source of this 1523-nucleotide messenger RNA. RefSeq lists its product as uncharacterized. NCBI's taxonomy places the organism in Eukaryota, Fungi, Mucoromycota, Umbelopsidomycetes, Umbelopsidales, Umbelopsidaceae. The coding region runs from base 95 to 1486 and encodes 463 amino acids. The transcript is spliced from 4 exons. The record is from RefSeq and is a predicted model, not a curated record.
UACUCUUCUCUUCUCUACUUUCUUUUUUUUUUUUUUCUUUCACGGCCUUUCAUCCCAAGUAGUGGGAUAUCAUCCAACACGUCUCAAUUUACUGAUGCUAUUCGAAAACACCGAUCUGUCAUGUCAUCAUACGGCCAAAACACACGCCACGCAAAGUGAUUUCCCAGAGAGCAACCGAACGUUACGAGAAUCGCAAGCUCGAAUACCGUCAGGGUGCUCUAAAUUGAGUCGACUAGACAUUGUGGAUAAAGUCAAGGGAUUAAUCUUCGGCGCGGUAUUGGGGGAUUGCCUUGGUUUGGCUACAGAAGGCAUGACCAGAGAACAGGUGGAGGCUGUAUAUGGAGAAGGCCCAAUCAGAUUUGGCCUCGAAGACGAAGACGUCACAGGGGUGGUUGGCGUACCCUUUAUCCGCGACGCUUAUCGGUCUAUGUUUGACGACAAUGACUUUGGAGACGACACCGACCAGCAGCUUUUGUUAGUGCAGUCGCUUAUUCAUACAGGAGGCGUGUUCAAUAACAAAGACUUUGCCAAACGACUCAAAGACUGGAGUCAACAUGGUCUUGUUGCUCUGAGUAAACCUCCUCUAGGAACUGGACGAGCUACACAAUACACCAUCAACCAUCCAGCCUUUGAACAUGAUCCCCAUCGUGCUGCGGCUGACGUAUGGCGCUCAAAACAUGUCCUUCGUUCUGCCAAUGGCGCUAUCACGAGAGCACCACUGCUUGGCGUGGUCAAGUUUUGGGAUGGCACAACCGUCAUAGAAAAUUCAGCUGACUGCUGUAGAGUCACUCACUCAGACCCAAGAAGCAUUGCGUCGUGCGCUAUUGUUUCCACUUUGGUAGCAAGAAUGCUACGAAGUCAGGACACAGAAUACAAUGAUUAUCCACCAUCGCCUACUUCAUCACUUAGCAACCCCCACUACCAGGAUCAGAUGUUACGGUCACCUUCUAAUACACCGCCUCUCAGCAAUCAAGACUUGGUCCAAAAUACAGCCAACAAAAAAUAUUUCAUUGAUACAUUAUCCACCGAUCCAUGUCUCCUAUCGUUGGUCGACAGUGCCAUAGAAGCCAACCAACGAUGUUUGACGGCUCCCAACACAGAUCCAUUGUUUUAUUCCCCAGAAACGGACCAGCAACUCACGCAAAGCUAUUACUCGCAACUGUUGGCUCACUGUUAUCCUCCUGUGAAUUUGGAAUCGCUUGCCCUGGAUCACACCGACGAUAAUCAGGACGUCUUCAAAACCCUUGGCGCUGCCAUUUAUGGCUUCACCCGCCAGCUUCCCAAAGGCGAACAAACAUCCAGCUUCAAACGCAUUUUGAUGGAUGUUGUUUUGCAGGGAGGUGAAGCUGACACCAAUGCCUCAGUCACCGGUGCACUGCUUGGUCUGCGUAUGGGCUAUAGCAUGCUUCCAAGUGAAUGGGUGGUUGGUCUCAAACAUUGGGAAUGGCUUGAAGACUGUGUUGAAGAGUUCGUUGCUCUACUGUAGUUGUUGUUUCCUUAUUAUUAUUUUCUACUUGUUAAAA